Messenger RNA from Patella vulgata (common limpet), 2764 nucleotides. Its product is annotated as DNA repair protein RAD51 homolog 3. The coding region runs from base 332 to 1435 and encodes 367 amino acids. Gene Ontology annotation, cellular component: replication fork; Rad51C-XRCC3 complex; Rad51B-Rad51C-Rad51D-XRCC2 complex. Gene Ontology annotation, biological process: meiotic DNA recombinase assembly; DNA repair; reciprocal meiotic recombination. Gene Ontology annotation, molecular function: crossover junction DNA endonuclease activity; ATP binding; ATP-dependent DNA damage sensor activity. NCBI's taxonomy places the organism in Eukaryota, Metazoa, Mollusca, Gastropoda, Patellidae. The transcript has 8 exons. The record is from RefSeq and is a predicted model, not a curated record.
UCAAGAUGCAUUUUGUUACAUAUUUGGCGUGAAGCAUUUGCUUCUUGAGAGGAUGAACUCAAUCGACAUUUAUUUUGCGUUGUGGGAUACCCCCCUUUUCCGAAAACCUUGUUAUUUGUGCAAUAGAGGCAACAGUUUUUUUUCCAGUUUCGUGUGAAGCAUUGGCAUAGGAGGGGAUGAACCUUGUUGAUUUUCAAAAAUUAUUUUUCCGGAAAAGCUUGUGAACAUGACAUGAUUUAGAUUUUCUGAAGGCAUAAAGAAUCCUUGUCAACAUGUACCGAACAACAGAGCCGAGAGUCCAUGUGGCUGUUUCAAUAAUGUAAACAAUAAAAUGCAGAGAGAAUUAUCAACUUAUCCUCUCGGACCAUCAUUAAAAAAUAAAUUAAUCCAGUCUGGAUUUAUGUUGGUUGAAGAUGUAUACCAUUUAAAACCAUCAGAACUCAGUCGAGAAACAGGGCUGUCCUUAGAAGAUGCUCUGGAGGUGAUUAAAACAGUGACAGAGAAUGACAGUGAUCCAACAGGUCGUCAAUCUAAAAGUCCUAAAACACAGUCAGCCUUAGAAAUUCUACACACAGAACAGAAUCAGCCAAAUAUUAUAACGUUCUGUCAGCAGAUAGAUGACAUGCUCGGUGGAGGGGUACCAUUAUGUAAAAUGACAGAAUUUUGUGGAGCACCAGGAAUCGGGAAGACACAAAUGUGGUAUUGGCAGUAUUGUAUGCAACUAUGUGUUGAUGUACAGAUGCCGCAAUGUUUAGGUGGUGUUGAAGGUCAAGCUGUUUAUAUUGAUACUGAGGGUAGUUUUAUUGUUGAGAGAUUAGUAGAUAUAGCAGAUGCAACUAUUCAACAUUGUAACUUUAUGCUUAAGCAAAAUCAAGAUGAUGUUAGUGAAUUAAAAGAUUUCAGAUUAGAGAAUGUAUUAAAGGGUAUUCAUUAUUUCCGAUGUCAUGAUUAUAUCGAACUAUUAGCAAAUAUUCAACUUUUACCUGAUUUUUUGAAAGAACAUAAACAGGUUAAAUUGGUUGUAGUUGACAGUAUUGCAUUCCAUUUUCGACAUGAUUUUGAGGAUUUAUCACUGAGAACCCGAUUACUAACAGCCAUGGCACAAAAUUUUAUAAAAAUGGCCACCAAUUAUAAAUUAGCUAUAGUUUUAACCAAUCAGAUGACAACAAAGGUAAGAAGCGGUGCAGGGUCAUCGGGUCAAUCACAUUUAGUACCAGCCCUAGGAGAGAGUUGGGGUCAUGCCAGUACUAUCAGAUUAAUAUUACACUGGGUUGGUAAUGUACGAUAUGCUCUUUUAUACAAAUCACCGUCAAGAAAAGAAAAGGACGUCCCCUAUCAAAUUACAGUAGGUGGCAUAAGAGAUUUGAUUCAUGAUGAAGAUGAGGAAAUGGGGGCUGAUAAUAACCAACCAAUCAAACGACAGAAAAUAUCUUGAAAUAUUAACUAAUUUGUAAAUUUUACUAAAGUUAAUAUUAAGAAUCAUAUGUACAUAUAUCAUAGUUAUUAAAUAUUUCUCGGAGGAAUUGUAGUUAAAUUAAUUUUUCUCUUUUCUCUUCCCUUUUGCUGAGGCUCUUGGACUUUUUUUUGUAACUCCUCCAUCAACUGCCUCUAUUUUAUGUUGUAUGACUUCUUCCGUGGUUUUAAUUUGUUCAUCAACAGAUAUUUUCAUUUUCUUUAUUUCCUCUGCCAAAAAUGUUUGAAUCAUUGUUCUUAAUUCUUUUCUCGCUGGAGAUUCUUCUGAAAUACAGGAGAGAAUAAAGUAAAUAAUAAUAUUAUUUAAUAAGGUCUCAGAUGUUGGCAUUGGGAUAAACAUGUACCUUCACAUUUUUUGGAGUAGCCACCUUUUACCAUUGUGACCUUUGAACUUCUGUCACCUUUUCAAUAUCAUGUGACCCACUACCAACAGGUAGUCAAUGGAUUCAAUGGUAUGCUAAAUAUGAAGACAUGAAUAGAACUAGACCUGCAUGGCUGUGCUGAACCAGCUUUCAGGAGACAGACCAGAAGGAAUCGGACUAAUCUUCAACCCUUCUUAAAUAAAGUCAUUAUAUAUAUUACGCUUUCAUAUUAUUACAUAUAUAAUAAUAAAAAAAAGCUUAUUGUUUCUGUUAAGAUUAUUAUUUUUUUUCCCCAUAAAUCUUAUAUCUCAGAAUCUAACCAUAGGCAUAGGAUCUUUCUGAAACUUUUGUAACUUAUCUCCCCUUGAGUAAAUUAAGGAUCAAAAAAAUCAACAAAAUAUAGGUCAGUUUGCCUUGAAUUUUUUUCUGUACUAGCUAAGAAAUUACUGAUGCGUACACAAAAUAUGGAGUUUGUCAAUCAGACUGGAAGUGCCACCAUCUUGAAACGUGACAAAUCCCUAAGACUUUUGCGAUAUUUUACUUACAGACAUGAGUGUUAUAUUUUCUGAAUCUUUGAAGGAAUGCCUAAAAAUCUAUGGAGAAAAAUUUUGAUUUUGGUCAAUUGAUAGUCACCAUUUGGGAUUGAAUAUGAAAAAUUGUAAAAAAUCUACAUUAGCCCGUUAAAUGCGUAGGGCGUUAUAUAACGUCCUGGACAACUGCCACUCACCGUGUGUAGGGCGUAAUAUAACGCCUUGGAGGUAUUUUCCCCAACUUAUCCUUCGAACAUACGAUCGCAGCAUGUGUAGGACGUUAUAUUACGCCUGGUCGAGGAAAUCUAAUUGAAGGGAGACAACUCUAUUUACCGUUAGUUUUAAUAUGGUUCCAGACUACUAUCAUUUGUAUUCAGGAAUAAAAAGGUCCAAAAAUGA